Molecule: messenger RNA, 2169 nt
Organism: Oncorhynchus tshawytscha (Chinook salmon)
Lineage: Eukaryota; Metazoa; Chordata; Actinopteri; Salmoniformes; Salmonidae
Product: gastrula zinc finger protein XlCGF48.2-like
Exons: 4
Coding region: 600-1940 (446 amino acids)
Biological process (GO): regulation of transcription by RNA polymerase II
Molecular function (GO): RNA polymerase II cis-regulatory region sequence-specific DNA binding; DNA-binding transcription factor activity, RNA polymerase II-specific
Source: RefSeq, a predicted model, not a curated record
ACAAUUGAAUGACGUACUGAAAUAAUUGUGUAUAUUGGCUCUGCAAAACAGAGUUUCUUGACUAUAUUUUGGCAGGUCAUGGGGGUACUUGUGCAAUAACUGAAGAUGAAUGUUGUACUUUUGUCCCUGAUCGGUACUCUAAUGUUACCGAUCUCGCCGAAUACAUUGCCACUGUGGCUAAGAACAAUUCCCCACAGCCCGAGUGGAAGCUUGCAACUUGGUUGAAAUCUGUGUUUGGGAGUUGGGGAUCCCAGAUUGCCCAAUGGGCUGGAGCAUGUGUUUUUUUGCUUAGUCUAUCUAAUUGUAUUACUAACAUGUUGUAAGGCUUUUGUACCUCCCUAGCUGAGAAGGUUUCGGCAGCCAUUAUGUUUAAUGCUCUUCAAGAGGAUGGUGAGACUGAUGAGCUGCCGACACUGGACGAGCUUCCUUUUCCCCCUGUAGAUAAGGACGAUGUGUGAGAAUAGGGGAUUGUUUUUUUUUGACAAGUUUAGAAGGCCCAAGCGGAUUUCUUUUAUGUUUUGACUAGUCUAAGGAACAGUUUGUGCAGAACCGAUGUCGCUGCAACAUCAGGUGGUAUGGUGGUGACGGACUGAUCGUGUAUGGCGGAACCCUCAUUAUCACUGUUACCCAACUUGUGUCACGACUCAGGAUAUGACCCAGAUGCAGACUGCAACUGGCAACAGACAGAGAACACAGGUGAAGGACAUCUCACUGGAGGCCACAGGAGUUUUGUGAAGCCAGCAGGACAAAAUACAUGGCGAGAUGACCACCAAAUCACUGUUGAUGAGGGGAUAGGAAACUCAACCCAUCAUGUUAUAGAGUCUGCAGAUGCAGAGGAUACAGGUCCUGGUGUCAAGCAGGAGAUGACUGAAGGAGAGGAGGACCCACGGCACAGCAGAGACAUCCAGACUGGUGUGCCCCCUGUAGCCACGGAGAACCCCUCCACCGCCCAAGAGCAGUCCAGGACCCAAUGCAGCAUCAUGGAGGUCAGUGGAACGCUGAACGCCAUCCUCAAGUCAGAGACAGACACCGAGACUUUAACGGGGAUAAACCGACUGGGCUGUCAACCUGCUCCACGCUCAGAGUAUUUACUUUACGGCAACCUGAGCCCAAGGACUAUUCUGUCCCAUCGGGACUCAGGUGACACUUUACAGACUGUCAAUGAUCCAUUGUGUUCAUACACUACAGAGACAGAGAUGAUACCUGGUGACAUGCCUGUGGUAUUAGAGACACAGACUAAUCCAAUGAAAGUGGACUGGAACCAGUACAGUAGUAGUGUAUACUCGGAAGGGUGCCGAGAUAAGAAAGGGGAGGGUCUGGUCGUAGAUGAGGUGAUUGUGAAAGUGGAGGACGAUGCUCUUCUGAUAUGGAGUGCAGACGAAACUCACUUAGGAGAAGGACACUCGCAGGGCAACACCAGUGACUUCUUAGACUACAGAGAAAGCUUAGAGACAAAUCUAAAUGUUGAGACCCACUCCCCUUUACACGAGUUCAAGGAUCGCGACCCAUUAUCCAUGUCGAAGGGGCCUUCCGAUUCACGCAUGGAACAAAAGGCCAAGGCGCGAGGAGGGGGAGCCACAUCAGGCAAUAGUAAAGAAAAACGGUUCCUCUGCAUGUUCUGUAACAAAGGCUUCCGCUGCCCCCAGAAGGUGGACAUCCACCAGAGGGUUCACACAGGGGUGAAACCCUUCAGCUGUACCCAGUGUCACAUGCGUUUCGCCCAGGCAUGCACCCUGAAGAGGCACCAGAGGGUCCACACAGGGGAGAAACCCUUCAGCUGUACCCAGUGUCACAUGUGCUUCGCUCAGGCUGGUGACCUAAAGAGGCACCAGAGGGUCCACACGGGAGAGAGGCCUUUCGCCUGUGCGCACUGUGGGAAGAGGUUCUCAGAGAAGAGCUACCUCAGGUUACACCAGCAGAAAAAACACUCCACUCUAUAACAAACACUUAUAUCAAAAGAGAAAGAUUCAUUUUAGUUGUCAUCAGAAAAUAUCCACAGAUGCAUUUGGAUAUUCCUGGGUAGAAUAUUACAUCCAGACAUUGUGUUAAGGAAUACUGUAUAUACAGUCCCUACAGUGCAUUUGGAAAGUGCAUUCGGACCCCUUGACUUUUUCCACAUAUUGUUACAUUACAGCCUUAUUCUAAAAUUGAUGAAAUCAUUUCCCCCCC